Molecule: messenger RNA, 348 nt
Organism: Echinococcus granulosus
Lineage: Eukaryota; Metazoa; Platyhelminthes; Cestoda; Cyclophyllidea; Taeniidae
Product: Ephrin type-A receptor
Exons: 3
Coding region: 1-348 (115 amino acids)
Biological process (GO): protein phosphorylation; multicellular organism development; positive regulation of kinase activity
Cellular component (GO): signaling receptor complex
Molecular function (GO): transmembrane receptor protein tyrosine kinase activity; ATP binding
Source: RefSeq, a predicted model, not a curated record
AUGAAAGGUCCGUCACCACCCGAAGCGAUUCAGGGCCGUCGUUUUUCUCAGGCGUCCGACGUAUGGAGUUGGGGUGUGACGGUGUGGGAGGUGUGGAGUGGGGGAGCGGAGCCCUGGUCCGGUCUCUCCUCUGACGCUGUACUGGCUGAACUUAGGGCUGGGCACCGGUUGGCCUGGCCUCGGACCACCUGCCCUCGACGACUUUACCAACUCUUGUUGGCUACAUGGCGCUAUAGUCCGGUGCAUCGGCCAUCAUUUGAGUAUCUAGUGGAGCGACUAGAUAAGGUUUGUUCGGAUGCAAAUCGCUUGAAACAACCUGAACUGCUCUACUACGAUAUAUUGUUUUAG